Salvelinus sp. IW2-2015 is the source of this 7690-nucleotide messenger RNA. The record is from RefSeq and is a predicted model, not a curated record. NCBI's taxonomy places the organism in Eukaryota, Metazoa, Chordata, Actinopteri, Salmoniformes, Salmonidae.
UAGCUCCAGCCCCGCCUCACUACGACAACGCUGCCUGCCUGGUCCAUCCGCAUCUGUCACAACUGUCUGCAGCUGCUUGAGCUCCGUGGCAUGCCCUCAGUUAUACCGGGAUUUAGGUGGAGGUUUUCACGAGAAAGAUAGCUAUGUCGGAGGUACGGAAAUUUACCAAAAGGUUGAGUAAACCAGGAACGGCAGCGGAACUCAGGCAAAGCGUCUCCGAGGCUGUGAGGACAUCGGUGAUUGUGGAGCAGCCUAAGAUCAUCGAGCCGUUGGACUAUGAGAACGUGGUGUUUCAGAGGAAAGCCCAGAUCCACAGUGACCCUCACAGAGACCUGCUGCAGUGUCCUGUCGACGACAUCUCGAUCUCUCGUCAGAGGAGGACCGUGGUUCCCUCCGUGCCCAGAAUGCAGAGAGGCGCCAAGAGCCUGUUUGCCAAAGAGUGCAUCAAGACUUACAACACGGACUGGCAUGUCAUCAACUACAAAUAUGAAGCGUACUCGGGAGAUUUCCGCAUGCUCCCAACUAAAGGCCUGAAGAUGGACAAGCUGCCGGCUCACGUGUUUGAGAUCGAUGAAGACGCUAAAGAUGAGGACUCGUCCUCUCUGUGCUCUCAGAGAGGGGGUAUCAUGAAGCAGGGCUGGCUGCAGAAAGCCAACAUCAACAGCAGCCUGUCUGUCUCCAUGAGGGUGUUUAAGAGGAGGUAUUUCUACCUGUCCCAGCUGCCAGACGGCUCCUACAUCCUCAACUCCUACAAGGAUGAGAAGAACUGCAAGGACACCAAAGGAUCCAUCUACCUGGAUUCCUGUAUAGACGUCAUUCAGUGCCCUAAAAUACGUCGUAACGGCUUUGAGCUAAAGAUGCAGGAGCGCUUCAGCCACUUCCUGGCUGCGGACAGCGAGGCGGAGAUGGAGGAGUGGGUGGUCACCCUGAAACAGGCCCUGCAGAGCAGCACUGAGGGAGGAGACAGGAGGAACGGAGGAGACAGCCUAGACUGUGCCCUGGAUGAGGACAGCAGCAGCCAGGGGAAAGGAGAGAGCCUAUUGGAGAGUCUGGGCAGGAGCCUUCACCCUGAACUCGUCAAGUAUGCCAGGGAAACAGACCAGUUCAAUAAAAUGAACAGGAACGAGGGGAGACAAAAGCUUUUCUCCCUGGACCCUGAAACACAGAGGUUAGACUUCUCGGGUAUAGAGCCUGAUGUGAAGCCGUUUGAGGAGCGUUUUGGCCGGCGCAUCGCCGUCAGCUGCCAUGACCUCACCUUCAGCCUGCAGGGCUGUGCCAACGAGAGGGGGGACGGGGUCCUCACCAACGUGGAGCCGUUCUUCAUCAGCUUGGCCCUGUUUGACGUGUCUAAGAGCUGUAAGAUCUCUUCUGACUUCCACGUGGACCUCAACCCUCCCUGUGUACGAGAGAUGCUGACCGACACCUCUCCACUCUCCCCUACAUCAGAGGGAGGAGGAGGGGGAGGAGGAGGAGGAGGAGGAGGAGGGGUGAAUGGAGGAGUGAACGGGGAUGCAGGGAUAGGGAAUGGUCUUCCCGUUCUACAAAGGGUGUCUGAGUCUCUGCUGCAAUACCCCACUCAGGGUAUCUUCUCGGUGACCAACCCCCAUGCUGAUAUUUUCCUGGUGGCCAGAGUGGAGAAGGUCCUACAGAACGGCAUUACACACUGUGCUGAGCCCUACAUCAAGACUUCAGACAUCAACAAGACAGCCCAGAAGGUGCUGAAGGCUGCCAAGCAGACGUGUCAGCGCCUGGGACAGUACAGGAUGCCCUUCGCCUGGGCUGCCAAGCAAGUGUUUAAAGAUGCCCAGGGCAGUCUGGAAUGGACGGGAAGCUCGCCUCUCUAUCGCCAGGACAGCAGCAAGAUCUCCACCGAUGACCUCAUCAAGAUGCUGGCUGAUAUCAGGAAGCCAGAGAAGAGCAAGCUGCAGACCAUCCCUGGACAGCUGAAUGUCACCAUCGAGUGUGUGCCUCCGGACUUCUCAAACACGGUGACCUCGUCGUACAUCCCAGUCAAGCCCUUUGAGGAGAAGUGUGAGAGGGUCUCAGUGGAGAUGGAGGAGUUUCUCCCUGAGGAGGCCAAGUACAACUACCCCUUCACUGUCUACAAGAACCACCUGUAUGUCUAUCCCCUGCAGCUGAAAUACGACAACCAGAAGACCUUCGCAAAGGCAAGAAACGUAGCGGUGUGUGUACAGUUCAGAGACUCUGACGAAGAAGGUGCGGCCCCUCUAAAGUGUAUCUACGGAAAGCCAGGAGAGACACUCUUCACCACCAGUGCCUGUGCGGCCGUCCUCCACCACAACCAGAGCCCUGAGUUUUACAACGAGGUAAAGAUUGAGCUGCCGGUCCAUGUCCAUGAGAAACACCACAUCCUCUUUACCUUCUACCACAUCAGCUGUGAGAUCAGUACCAAGACCAGCACCAAGAAGAGAGAGGGAGUGGAGUCCCUGGUGGGCUACUCCUGGUCCCCCCUGUUGAAGGACGGCAGGAUGCAGUCCAUAGAGCUACAGCUGCCUGUGUCUGCCACCCUGCCCCCUGGAUACCUGUAUGACAAGACCCAGGACGCCAAGAAGUCAGCACCCGAUAUAAAAUGGGUAGAAAACAACAAGCCACUGUUCAAAGCGAAGACCAAUGUAGCGUCAACAAUAUACCCCCAGGAUCUGCACCUCCACAAGUUCUUCCAGCACUGCCAGCUGAUGAGGUCCUCCUCAGAGGGCAACCCAGCAGAACUCAUCAAGUAUCUGAAGUGCCUGCAUGCCAUGGAGACUAAGGUCAUCAUUAAGUUCCUCCCCACUGUGCUGAUGCAGCUGUUUGAGGUCCUCAACACAGCAACCAAAGAGGCCACCGAAAUCGCUGUCAACUCCACCCGUGUGAUUAUACACAUCGUUUCCCGGUGCCACGAGGAGGGGCUGGAAAACUACCUGCGCUCUUUUCUCAAGUACGUGUUUGUGAACAACGGCCCAGUGUCUGGGAACUCUGGGACCACUCAUGAAGUCCUGGCCACCGCAGUUACAGCCAUCCUCAAACAGACAGCAGAUUUCAACACCAGCAACAAGCUGCUCAAGUAUUCCUGGUUCUUCUUCGAGACCAUGGCCAAGUCCAUGGCCCAGUACCUGCAGGAGGGCAACAGGAUCAAGAUGCCCCGUGCCCAGAGGUUUCCAGACAGUUUCCACCAGGCCCUACAGUCCCUACUACUGUCCAUCAUGCCUCACAUCACCAUCCGCCAUGUUGAGAUCCCAGAGGAGGCCCGCUGUGUCAACCUCAGCCUGGCUGGCUUCAUCAAGCGCUGUCUCACCUUCAUGAACAGAGGCUUUGGCUUCAGCCUGGUCAACGACUACAUGUGUGGCUUCACCCUUAAAGACCCCAAGGUCUUGACCGAGAUGAAGUUUGACUUCCUCAUGACGGUGUGUAACCACGAGCACUACAUCCCGCUUAACCUGCCCAUGGCUUUUGGACGCACCAAGCUGCAGAGAGUUCAGGGUGGUGGUGUUUGGAUUACUGUAAGACCACUUCCUGUUGGUCUGCUGCUGAGGGAGGUGGCCGAGGCCCUGCAGGCACCAGAGGUCAGACAGCUGGCCGUGGCCGUCCUGAAGAGCCUCAUCAAACAGCCCAUGGACGACCGUUACAACGCCAGUUACCAAGGUGAGGAGGAGGGACAGACAGACCAGUACACCAAUAGAAUAAAUCAGCAGGCCCGUAUCUGUCUACUGUACCUGCCACUGCUGGAGCUGCUCUACCAGAACCUCAAACAGCUGUCUGCCCAGCAUCACACCUCCAGCCCUGGCCUGGGCUUCACCGGCUCCAGAGAUGACUUGAGAUCAACCGGCUUGAUGGACAGCCGCAGGACCAGCACGGCCAUCGAUAAAGACCACGGCCCAGUAGCUCAGAACGGCCACUUGGUGAGGAGGGAGGACUCCAGAGGAUCUCUGUUCAUGGACCCCAGCACUCCAGAUAGCUCUGAGCUUCACCGGCGGGGCUCCACUAUGAGCAGCAGUACUACUCUCCCUCCCAUAGGCAGACUGGGCCACUAUGAGAUCAAAGGACUGCUUCUGUGUUUCCUUCACAUCGUCAGGACCGUCUCGGACGACACCCUGCUGGCCUACUGGAACAAGGUCAAUCCUCAGGACAUCAUCAACUUCCUCAGUCUACUGGAGACAUGCCUGGUGCAGUUCCGUUACGUUGGAAAGAGAAACAUUGGCAGGAGUCAGGAUGCCUGGGUGUCCAAGCUGUUCUCUUCAGACAGGAAGUCCCAGACCAUGCCUGUGAUGCGCUGCAGAGCCGGCCUAAUGCAGAGCAGGCUUCAGCAGUUCAGCACCAUGGAUACCUCUCUCACACUCAACAUAGGGGCUGGUCCCUCGGAGGCAGAGGUCCACCACCAGGCUGUGUUGGAGGGUAAUAUCUCUACUGAGGCCUGCCUCAGUGUACUGGACGUCCUCUCACACUUUACUCAGUGCUUCAAGAACCAGCUGCUGGACAGCGACGGCCAAAAUCCCCUGAUGAAGAAGGUUUUUGACAUCUAUCUGAACUUUCUGAAAGUCGGCCAAUCAGAGGCUGCCCUCAAACACGUCUUCGCAUCCCUCCGGGCUUUCAUCAACAAGUUCCCAGCGGCGUUGUUCAAGGGCCGCGUGACUCUGUGUGCGGCUCUGUGCUACGAGGUUCUGAAGUGCUGUGUGUCUAAGAUGGGUCUGAUGAGGGCCGAGGCCUCCGCUCUGCUCUACCUGCUGAUGAGGAACAACUAUGAGUACACCAAGAGGAAGACCUUCCUACGCACUCACCUACAGAUCAUCAUCGCGGUGAGCCAGCUGAUCUCAGACGUGGCGCUGACUGGCAGCUCCCGCUUCCAGGAGUCCCUCUCCAUCAUCAACAACUUUGCCAACAGCGACAAAGCAAUGAAGUCGACAGCGUUCGCUGGGGAGGUGAAGGGACUGACCAAGCGUAUCCGGACGGUGCUGAUGGCCACGGCCCAGAUGAGGGAGCAUGAGAAGGACCCGGAGAUGUUGCUGGACCUGCAGUACAGCCUGGCACGCUCCUACGCCUCCACCCCCGAGCUACGACGCACCUGGCUGGACAGCAUGGCCCGGGCACACAUCAAGAAUGGAGAUUUCUCAGAGGCUGCUAUGUGUUACAUCCAUGUUGCUGCGUUGGUGGCAGAAUACCUCAACAGGAAAAAGAUGUUCCCCAGUGGCCUGGCAGCCUUCAAGAGGAUCACUCUGAACAUCGAGGAGGAGGCCGCCAUGAAGGAAGACACAGGAAUGCAGGACGUCUACUACACAGAGGAGGUCUUAGUGGAGCGUCUAGAGCUGUGUGUAGAGGCGCUGUGGAAGGCAGAGAGAUACGAGCUGAUUACACACAUCGCCAAGCUCAUUAUCCCUGUCUACGAGAGACGCCACGAGUUCCAGAAACUGAGCCGUCUGUAUGACACGCUGCACAGAGCCUACAAUAAGAUCCUGGAGGUGAUGCAUACAGGCCGGAGACUACUGGGGACCUACUUCAGAGUGGCCUUCUACGGGCAGGGCUACUUCGAGGAGGAGGACGGUAAGGAGUAUGUGUACAAGGAGCCCAAACUCACUGGCCUAUCAGAGAUCUCUCAGCGCCUUCUAGGGCUCUACGGGGACAAGUUUGGAACGGAAAGCGUCAAGAUCAUCCAAGACUCCAACAAGGUCAACCCCAAAGACCUAGACACCAAGUUCGCCUACAUCCAGGUCACCUUCGUCAAGCCUUACUUUGACGAGAAGGACUGUCCAGAGAAGAAGACGGACUUUGAGAAGUGCCACAACAUCAACCGCUUUGUGUUCGAAACGCCAUACACGCUGACGGGGAAAAAACAUGGUGGGGUGGAGGAGCAAUGCAAGAGGAGGAGCGUACUCACAACGGCCAACACGGUUCCGUACGUGAAGAAGCGUGUGGAGGUGUUGGGGGAGAAGCAGGUAGAGCUGAAGCCUGUGGACGUGGCCAUCGACGAGAUGCAGGCGCGCACCGCCGAGCUGACCAAACUCUGCUCCUCCCAGGAGGUGGACAUGAUCCAGCUGCAGCUCAAACUGCAGGGCUGUGUCUCUGUACAGGUAGACGAGACCUUACUGUUACGCUGGUCCUAUGGCGAGUUUGUGGAAGCCUGCAGCAUGGCGCUGGACAUCAACGAGCGUCUGAUCAAGGAGGACAGUUUGAGACACGAGGGCCUGAAGGGCAACUUCAAAGACAUGGUGAAGGGCUGUCAGACAUCAUCCAUGGAACAGAUCUUCCAGGAGGAUAUGAUGCGUUCACUGCUCCAGAACUCCUUACACGUAUUCCGUGCCAUCAGUGGGACGUCUACAGACCUGGGCUAAAGUGACCGUAACACAGAGUAGAGCUAACCCCCCCCCCCCCACACACACACACACACACACCCUCUGCUAGUUGGAUGCAAAGUGGACUUGUCGACUCCCUCGCUCCACACCACAAACUGGAAACCUGUUUAUAAUGUACUUUGGGAUUAGCACUGUUCAGUAUGACUUGGCAUAUUGGCCUUGCUAUUCCCAUUUGCCUUCUCAAACUUCCUGAAUAGUGUUACGUAACUGAGCACACCAAGAUGUCUGAUACGACAGCCGAGGUAUUCUGAUAUCUUGGCCCAUCUGUGUGCUAGCAGUAUUUGGAGAAUGUAUUAUGUACUACCGAUAUUACGAGAUUUAUCAAAUGUCAGGUCUUGCUGUUGAGUCAUGUAUUAGGUGACAUUGCACUUUUUUCUCUUGAACUACAAGAUUCUUGAAUGACUUGUAUUCUUUAAAGGCGAGGGGGAGAUGUUAUUUUGUAAUGUUUUAUUUGUUUAAAUUCUGGACUGUUGCAACUCAAAGCUCUAUGCAGAUUGACUUAACCUCUCCAAUCAAAGGCAGUGUUGACCAUUCAAAUAGAAACGGUUUCUAUGGUGUUAACACUUUACACUGCAGAUAUUAGCCUACCUACCUUCUAAAGAGAUAAGUCACGUAUGGUAUGUGCAUCAUCUGGGUGUGUUCAGUAGGGAUGGAACGUUUUGAAACAGGGCGGUACUACUACCUGAAUUUGUCCAAUAAAAACACAGAUUAUUGUGUUACGUUGCAAACCAUUUGGCUACGGUGUGCCCUGCUGAACACGACCCAGGUAAAGGCUGCCUUUUGUCCAUAAUCAAUGCAAAGCUGUUAUUUGCCUUGCACACUUCAUUAAAUGGUUGCUUCAGAGAGCAAAUGCAUUACACUUAAGUGCUGGGAGUCUAUUCUGCAAUGGUCUAAGGUGGCUUAUAUUGCUGAUGUUUAAGGAACAAACAAACAGUAACCCAUCAGUUGUCUGUAUUAGUCUAUAAGAAAGAUGUACAGUAAGGUUUAAUGCAGUAUACUCUAUGAUGUCAAAUUGUCCGUCACUCUGUAAUAACCCAAUGCUCAGACAGUUUCUUCAGUUGUUGAACUUUAUGAACUUUAUGUUCUGACAUGGGGUGUGUUCUUUGACAUUAAGUCAAUGAUGAUUGAUUAGCCUGGUCCCAGAUCUGUUGGUGCUGUCUUGCCAACUCAUAGGCUGCGUUUACACAGGCAGUGUAAUUCUUAUCUGAUUGGUCAAAAGACCAAUUAUUGUGGGACCAGGCUGUUGAUUUUGAUUGAUGUCUCUAUCACAGGGGUAUUCAAAUCUUACCUUACAAGGUCCAGAGUACUACUGGUUUUCUGUUCUACCUGAUCAUUCAUUGCACCCA